Messenger RNA from Phialemonium atrogriseum, 963 nucleotides. RefSeq names its product transcriptional activator HAP2. Gene Ontology annotation, cellular component: CCAAT-binding factor complex. The transcript has a single exon. The record is from RefSeq and is a predicted model, not a curated record. Gene Ontology annotation, biological process: regulation of transcription by RNA polymerase II. The coding region runs from base 1 to 963 and encodes 320 amino acids. Gene Ontology annotation, molecular function: DNA-binding transcription factor activity, RNA polymerase II-specific. Lineage: Eukaryota; Fungi; Ascomycota; Sordariomycetes; Cephalothecales; Cephalothecaceae.
AUGAUGGAGUACGCGCAAUAUCAACAACAACCACAGGCGGCACAUUCGCAACCUCACAUACAGGCGGGAUAUCCCAGCUCGGCCGGUGGCAAUAACAUCACCUCACCCUCAAACCCGCACAUCCCGCAACACGGCGUCCAGACCUCGCCAAUCAUUUCCUCACAGCAACACCAGUCCGCAGGAGGUCAAGGCCACAACAUGUAUCAACCUCAAUAUGGCGUACCCCAACAAAGCAUGCACUAUGGCAUGCCCCAGAUCCAGGCAGCGGCCAUGGCUGCGACGGCAGCGGCGUCUGGCUCAGGCUACCAGUACAUGUCCUCAGAUCCAAGCUUGACCCAAGGCUCGCCGAGGAUGUCUGGCGUGAAUGCGAAGAAGGAUGCUAGGGGCCCUCGCUCACCACAACAGAUGAACAGUCUACCCCAGCGACGCCUCAGCCAAGUCGCCAGCCCCGGCGUGCCGAACCCGCAAUCCAUGCUGAGCCAUGGCCGGCCCGCCGUUGCGCCGCCCCCGAUGCCACCCUCUCAGGGGAUGCCGCACCCACAAUCUCCCGAGAUGCAGACUAGCGCGGUUGAGGAAUCGCCCCUCUACGUCAAUGCCAAACAGUUUCACCGCAUCUUGAAAAGAAGGGUGGCGCGACAGCGGCUAGAGGAAGCGCUGCGGCUAACGUCUAAGGGCCGGAAGCCUUAUCUCCACGAGUCGCGACACAACCACGCUAUGCGCCGGCCACGCGGCCCCGGAGGUCGAUUCUUGACUGCCGACGAGGUUGCCCAGAUUGAGCGACAGAAGGGCGUCCAGACCGGUGACACAAAAGAGGAAGCUACGGAAGGAGUUAGCUCCAAGACGGCAUCAGGCGGCACCAAACGGAAGUCGGAGGGUUCCUCAAACGCACCGAACAAGAAGGUGAAGACUGACACGUCAAGCCCGGAAGAGGAUGACGAGGAAGAUGCGGAGGACGACGGGUGA